UAGAUAAGAGGAGAAGCUUGAAAAUUGUGGAAACUUGGAGUGGAAACAUUUCUUUAGUUGAUUCUGAUGAGCCAACAACAAGCCAAGUAAAAUGUUGUACUUGAACGCAUUUGCCUUUAACUCGUCGGUUUAACAUUGGAUUAACAAUUUACUCCUUUAACAUCAAAUAUUUCAUUCGUUUUUUCAUCGACACUUCAUGUUCGCUCAUUCAGUUUGCACUUGAUUGACUUUCGGCUAAAAUUGAAAGCCAUAAAAGACCAAUGAUUAUGUUUCCAGAGCUUAAUUCAUCGCUUAAUUUUACCAUUAAAGUGAACCUUUUCAAACAAAUUGUAUGACAACAUCAACUUUUCAAGGGACAAACAAAAGAUCAACAAAAUGGCUUCAAAAAACACAUUAACUUGUCUCUUUCAAACAAUAAUUUUGUUCCCAUUGAGUUUGGGUUCCAUGACUUUUCAGGCAAACGUUUACGAUGAAUAUGUAAUUCUUGGUAACAUCGGUUUAUUCAAAUGCUAUUUUCCCAACUUCCUUCGAGAUCAUGUUAAAGUUUCAUCCUGGAUUCAAGAUGAUGGAAGAGUCUUUGAAGACAAAAUGCUUCCAAAGUCAGGUUCAAGAAUAUUUAGUCUCAAUGGUAACCUUUACAUUGUUGGAGUGAAUCGUCAAGACACUCACCAUUCCUUCAAAUGUCAAGUUCACAAUUCAAUUACAAACGAAUUGAUAACGAGCACUUCAAGCGGUAAACUAGUCGUAACUGAUCCAAAUGGUAAUGUGCAACCAAGCAUCAGCAACACCCAACGAACCAUUAAAAGUAUCGUUGGAAGCACAGUUUAUCUUCCCUGUGUUGCCCAUGGAUUUCCGGUUCCUCAUUAUCGUUGGUUCAAACGACACCAAGAGACGAAUUUAAACACUGAUAUUCAAGAGUCAAUAGUGCUUUCAUCUUUACCUUCAUUAGCCUCACCAAUAAGCCAACGUUACAGCCUCUUAACUGGAACUGGAAUAUUAAUCAUUAAUAAUGUUUCUUCAAGUGAUUCAGGUCGAUACAUUUGUGUGGCCAACAACAGUGCAGGUGAAGACCGCAUUGUCUUUGAUCUAACAGUUAAACAGCCUCUUUCGGUUCAACUUGAACUAUUUAACACAAUUAGUGGUGAUAUAAUAGAACCUGGAUUAACGCCAGCACUUUCGAGUUCUUCUUCGUCUUCUUCGCCUUCUUCUACUUCAGACUCAAGAGUCACUCUUGGCUCUCAAUUGCGCUUACAUUGCAAAAUUACUGGUUAUCCAAUACAUUUAGUUACCUGGUUUCGCGAUGGUAAACCAUUAAAUCUCAAUUCAACCUUCAAUGGGUCCAGUUACUCGAAUAGAAUCAAAUUGAACAGCUCAAAUCGAAUGCUAACAUUAUACAAAGUUAAUAGAUCUGAUAUCGGUUGUUAUUCGUGUUCCGUUACCGGUGAUUCAAGUGAAUCGACAAUAAGCUCAACAAAGUGUUUAACCUUAUCCGAAGAUGCGCCUCAAUUGAAAGAAACAUUUUCUGAGUUAAUUACUUCGCCAGGAGAAAGAUUGUCUCUCAAGUGUGUAGCAAGUGGAAACCCGUUGCCUACAGUUACUUGGACACUCGAUGACCAACCAAUCCCCGAAACGCACAGAAUACAAUAUGGUGACUAUGUUAGUAUGAAUGGAGAUGUUGUUAGUUAUGUUAAUAUUACGAGUUUACGCUCUGAAGAUGGUGGCUUAUAUCAAUGUGAUGCUCAUAAUGACGCCGGAAGUGCUCAUCAUUCUCAAAUGAUUUACCUUAAGGGUAAACCUUUCAUCCGUCCAAUGAUUAACAUGACAGCAUUAGCGGGCCAACAAGUAAAGAUACGAUGUCCAGUUUCAGGUCAUCCAAUAACUCGGAUUAUAUGGUUUAAAGAUGAUCAUGAACUGCCAAUAAACGAUCGUCAACGUGUUCAUAAAAAUGGAUCUCUUAUUAUUAAAGAAGCUCGUCGUGAUCUUGACGAAGGAUUUUACAGUUGCAAAGCCUCAAAUGACCAAGGAGAAUCAGAUGAGAAACGCUUUUAUAUUCAAGUACUUCGUAAACCAAGUAUAAGUUCAUUCAGUUUUCCAUCACAUUUAACUGAGAAAAUGCGAGUUAUCAUUACUUGCAACGUUUUGACUGGCGAUCCUCCCAUUUCAGUUGAUUGGCUAAAGGACAAUUUAACCAUUUCAAAUGACAAUUUAGAUGACGUUCAAAUAACUGAAUUAACUGAUCUUGGUUCGUCUUUGGUUUUUCGUGAUGUUAAACAGAAACAUGCUGGAAGUUAUACUUGUUUGGCCACCAACCAAGUUGGUCAAGACUCUUAUACUGCUCAAAUGAUUGUAAAAGUUCCACCAAAAUGGAUCAUUGAACCAACAGAUAAAUCAGCAAUUGUUGGUGAACGAGUUACUUUCGAUUGUCAAGCUGAUGGUUUUCCAAUGCCAAUAAUCAGAUGGAAAAUAUCAACAGAAGGCAAAAGUGACUUUAAAUCAGUUUCAAGCAAUUACCACAUUCAAACACUUGAAAAUGGUUCACUAACAAUCAAAGAAACUGAUAAACCCGAUUCAGCAUAUUAUCUGUGUGAGGCUGAGAAUGGCAUUGGUUCAGUUCUGUCCAAAGUGGUUUCCCUGACUGUUCAUAUUCAAGCUCAUUUCAAAUCAACAUUUCAAGUGAUGCGAGUUAAAAUUGGUGAAAUGGUCAACAUUUCGUGCGAAGCUUUCGGUGAAAAACCGAUCAACAUCAAAUGGCUCAAAGAACGAACUGAAAUUGAUUUUCUAAGCGACAGAAGAUACACUGUGAGUGAAAAGGAAACACCAACAGGCCUGAUAUCGAACCUAAUAACUCCAGUCUCCACUCGCUCUGAUUCCGGGAGUUUCUUGUGCAUUACAUGGAAUCCUUAUGGACAAAGUGAAAUGACUAGUCGAGUGUUGGUCGAAGAACCACCCGAUCCUCCAAGUGACCUGAUUGCCCAUGAAUUUGGCAGUAAAAGCAUUUCUCUUCGUUACUCCCUUCCUUAUUCGGGUAACAGUCCAGUAACAAAAUACAUUAUCCAAUGGAAAAAAGAUGGAGGUACUUGGUCAAAAGCAUCAACAACUGAAAUUGACGGAACUGCCACUCAAGUUUUUAUUAAUGAUCUCAAGCCAUUAACUAAUUAUGAUAUUCGCAUGUUUGCUGUAAACAAUAUUGGCAAAAGUGAACCAAGCAAAGUUAUCACAAUAACAACUGACGAAGAAGCACCGUUGACAAGUCCAGUGUCAGUUCGAGCAGAAGCAAUUAGUUCAACUUCUAUUUUGGUCAAAUGGAAGCCUCCGAAGCAUAUUGAAUCCUUUGGUUCAGUUACAGGGUAUUACAUCGGUUACAAAGAGCUGCACACAGAGAAAUCGUUUAUAUUCAAAACAGUUGAAAAUAAAUUAAAUUCCAAGCUCCAGAUAACGAUAAGCAACUUGCGUAAAUCAACUUCGUACAUUUUUACUGUUCAAGCUUUCAAUACCAAAGGAGCUGGACCACAAUCGCCUGAAACAGUUGCCAAAACAUUGGAUAAAGACGCUCCAUUGUCUCCUAAACUGGGGAUUGUUAGUUUUACAGCAUCAACAGUUACAAUUAGCUGGAUUCUUCCAAUAGAUUCAGAGGCACCCAUAGGAUUCAAAGUCUUCCUGCGACAAAGCUCGAGUGAUUUCAAGUCUCAUGAGACAAUAAAUGAUGGUAAAUUGACUUCACAUACCAUAAGGUCACUCCAUUGUGGAACCAAGUAUACAAUUUACAUGGUAUCGUUCAAUGAGAUUGGUGAAAGUGAACCAAGUGAAGCUUUAUCAUUUCAAACUGAAGGAGGAGCUCCUAUUGCUCCAGAUAAAAGUUCAUUGCUCCACAUCAAUUCAACAUUUGUCUUUCUUCAACUGUCCUCUUGGCGAACCACUUCAUGUCCCAUCAACAAUUUCAUUGUACAAUACAAAGAGCAGGGUAACACCGAAUGGAUCCUUGUAUCAAAUACAGUUUCAUCGGUUUUGGAUCAGUUUCUGGUUUCCAAUUUACAGCCAGCUACAUGGUAUAAUCUCCUCAUAGCUGCUCAAAGUGAUGCUGGUUCAACGGAAGCCGAAUACUUUUUUGCCACAUUAACUGAACAAGGAGAAACAAUUGCACCAAUGUCAGUCAGCUCAAACCCAGAUGAACAUCGUUUACGUCGUUAUGUUCAAAUGGUUUUACCAGUUACUUCUGUGUUUAUAUCUUUACUGGUUGUUGUAAUAUUCAUACUCUUCUUUGGAUUCAGGAAAAAUCGAAACAUGUCUGCUGUAACUAAUCUGAAUGAUCAAGUAUCACCCAAAGCUGCUGAUAAUAUUUCAAUGUCUUCAACCAAAGUUGUCUAUGAAACAGUCCAAAGAGAUGAACGAACCAGCGUUUAUUGUCCUUCUCCUUAUGCAACAACGCGAGUCUCACUUUAUUUUCAAGAUAACCCAAUGAAACUACAAACUAAUGAAAACUCAUACGACAUGCCAUUGCUUAAGACUCAUCCAAAUAAUCGCUCUUUAUACGAUUUCCAAGGUACAACCAGUGGGUCCUGUGAAAACAACAAUCUACUCGAUAUUAAUCAUGAACCAUUGUAUCCAAGAUGACAUUAACAACAACCUAACCAUAAUAACAUCGUUGAUUCAUAUUUGUAAAAAUAUCAAUUCUUCAGAUCAAUUAAUUAGAGGUAGAUCAAAUGGAUCCCACUCAACUCUACUGGAAACACUAGAUUAACCUCCAAAAGAGCUUAAACAACAUGCUAUAAUAAACUUGUCAUCAUAUCAAUGGGUGUUGAAAAGGUUAACAAAUUAGGGGAAAAAAUUAACAUCAUGGAAUAGAGUAUUACUGAAUUGAUGUUUGAACGAGUUUUGUUUUUAACUGCUGUUCAUCAUCAUUCAGUUGACGGGAUGGACAUUCAAAGUACGAGAGUUUCAUUCUAGGCAAUGCUUGGAUUGAAUGAUGACUUCCAGGCCUUUGUUUUAUUUUAGCUAUAACAUAUUGUUCAAUAUUAUUCAAAUAUUGUUUUCAUAAUUUUAAUAUUGUUAUCUAAGGUGUUCAAUGAAACGCAUCACACUUUUCCGGAAAACAUGGUCUGGUUAUGGAGUGAUUAUAGAUGAAGCAAUGAACUUCCACUUUCAUUUCUGUAUUAAUUCUAUUGUAAAUUUAUUUCUUUUUGAAUCAGCAUUUUCAUUGCCUAUUCAGUUGAAGAUACUGAGACUGAUUAACUUAAGAAAUAUAAAAAGGAAAUGCUUUUCGCAUAUUGAUUGACCAUUUAACCGCUCAAGAGAUGGUUACGAUAUUAAGCAAUUGAAUUAAAUAUGUGCCUUGUUUCAACUGAUCAAUCUUUUUACCCGCCAUCUUCGACGCUGGUCCUCUGAUUUGUUAUUAAUAAUCAAUUAUACUUAUUUGUAUUUUAAAAUAAAACAAAUUAUUUGAAGCCA
Molecule: messenger RNA, 5445 nt
Organism: Tetranychus urticae (two-spotted spider mite)
Lineage: Eukaryota; Metazoa; Arthropoda; Arachnida; Trombidiformes; Tetranychidae
Product: cell adhesion molecule Dscam1
Biological process (GO): cell-cell adhesion
Molecular function (GO): protein binding
Source: RefSeq, a predicted model, not a curated record